Molecule: messenger RNA, 2276 nt
Organism: Hyla sarda
Lineage: Eukaryota; Metazoa; Chordata; Amphibia; Anura; Hylidae
Gene: DEUP1
Product: deuterosome assembly protein 1
Exons: 13
Coding region: 155-1945 (596 amino acids)
Biological process (GO): centriole replication; de novo centriole assembly involved in multi-ciliated epithelial cell differentiation
Cellular component (GO): centriole
Source: RefSeq, a predicted model, not a curated record
CUGCAACAGCUGGAGGCACACUUGUUGGGAAAUACUGGCCUAUGGAGUCCCACUGUUAUGUAUUAUGGGGGGUAUAGGGACACUGGGGUGUGCCAUGCCAUCACAUGGCCCCAAGAGCUGACACUUUAUGGAUUUAAAGGGGUGAGAAGCGGACAUGGACGUGACAAAGCAGAUGUCCUCCCUCCAGAAGUUCCAGACUUUGGGGGACUCCUCCUGUGAGAAUGAGCUGGAGGAGCUGAUGCACCAGAUCGACAUCAUGGUGAAUAGUAAGAAGGUGGAGUGGGAGAAGCAGGUCCUGGUGCUGGAGCGGGAGCUGAGCACCAUCAGAGGUGCCUUGGAUCAGAAGGACCGCGAGAUUGAAGUCCUCUCCAAAAAGCUGGAAGAAGCAGAUAAACAUCAACAAGAAGUUGUGCAGAAGUAUGAGACCCAGCUCGAAGCACUGAAAAACCAGCUUUGUCACUUGAAGAAGAGUUAUGAUAAACUCCAUUAUUAUUAUGGGAAAAACCAUAAAAGAGACAGCGUAGGUGUUUCUCCAGACCAUGAGAAAAGUAAUUCUGAGCUCCGGUGGCUGACUCAAAAGCUUGAGGAAUAUAAAGACCAAGCCAGACAGUGGGAGAACCAGAGAUUGUUGUAUCAGAAUAAUAUAAAAAUGUUGAAUGAGCAAAGGAAGAAUCUACUGGAAAAAUGUGACCAUCUCCAGAAGCAGUGGCAAAGCUACGAGGAGCAGUUCUCGGGCAGGACACAGCUGCAGGACCAGGAAAUUACCAACAACCAAAGCGAAAUCAGAAGAUUGAGGUGCCAGCUCAACGCUUCUCAGGAGACCAUCGGGAGCGGCAGGGUCAUCAUUGAAAAUCUCAAGACAACCGUAAAAGAAAUCACAUUAAGCCGGAAUGCGCUGAAAGCAGAGAAUCAAAAUCUCCUACGGGAACUGAGAGAUUGUCAAAAGCGAUGCCAGAGGAUGGAGAACAAACUCUCCGAAGCUACAAUUGAACGGCAGGCACAGGAAGACCUUUCAAGGGCUGCCGAACUGGAUCAGAGACAGCUACACAUGUUUAUCCUUCAGAAUUCUCAAGAAAAUACAUUCAGCUCUCAGGAUUUGGACAAGAUCAUGAAGGAGCAGGUGCCCAAUAAAGAGAAGGUUCAGAAGAGAUUAAAGCUCUCUCCUUGUAAACAGGAUCAGGCUGAAAAAGAGUCCUCCAUUAAAGAGAGCCGGAAUGCCGGCUUUGAAAGGCUGCAGGCUGAUGUCUCUGACCUGACGGAAAAGCUCCAUCAGAAGGAUAUCACUAUAGCAACCAUAAGCCAGAAAGUCUUCCGACUGGAGCGAGAGUUGGACAUGAAAGAGCAUGGGAAUAUGCGACAAGAGGCCUUGAAUUCGGCAGAGGAGUCCUAUUACUGUCCCCAUGUGACUCGGGAUUGUGAGAUGGAAGGAAAUCUGAAGACCUGCCCUGAGGGGCAUGAACCAGAGGAUCCGGAGCCAGGGAUGACAAAACCGGUUACGUGGCAGAGAGAGAUUACCGGGAAACGGAGCCAAGAAAAACAACACCGUUCAAGUGAGGAAGACCAGCCGGACAUGAUGGCCGAUGACGACACCAAUAAUAAUCUGAGCUGCUAUCAGCCAUGUGACAGCCUACUGGUGGACCAGGAAUGUCUGGACUUCAUCUUGCCCAAGUUGAGGAGUCCGACUCGAAAUGAUCAGUUUCCCCAGAUGGAUUUCACAGACUUUCCCUCCUUCUUAGUUUGUGAUCAGUCAGGAGACGCUACUGCGGUGCCGGGCACAGAGGAAUCCUUUAUAUCGGCGGCAGAACGAUUCCUACAGGAGGAGAACAGACGGGCCCUGGACUUCGAAAAUAUCUUGAAUUCGCACAUUGAAGAACUGCAGCGAUAUUCGGAGCACACGGUGAAGAGAUACACAUCACACAGCGACCGUCACCCUGCGUCUUCCUGAUAGGACUGUACUGGAAGGGAGAGAAGAUAGGAUAAUAGUCAUGUGAUGCAGAAUGUACAUACUUAUUUUUUUUUAAGUACGUUUUUAAACUGGUUGUUGCAGUUUUCAGGAUGUCUGCUUCCUUUCAUUAAAGGGGUACUCCAGGCCUAGACAUUUUAUCCCGAGGAUAAGAUGUCUGAUUGCGGGGGUCCCAGCCCUGGGGACCCCCACGAUCUCUGCUGCGGCACCCCAGACAUCCGGUGCACAGAGCGAACUUCUGCCGAUGCGAUGCAGGGCAGAAGCUUGUGACAUAAUGGCAACGCCCCUCAAUGAAAGUCUAUGGGGGUGGGCG